AUGCGCUGCUCCCCUGAUUGUAGCCUGGAAUUAGACCAUCCUGACUUUGUUCCUAUCGCGGAUGGGCCACAGACUGUAGGCCGCCUUCUUGAUGCCAUCCUUGCUCGACAGGACUCUAAUUCAGCCGCAUUGCGUGUAUUUAUCUUGCGCUCCCGACAACCCUUUUCCGGCUCUCCUGCUGGUUUACAGUCCUCUGCCACUGUGGCUGCUAUUACCGCUUGUUCAGAAGCCUACGCUGCUUCUACAGAACAAUUGGUGGCUGAAGUUGGCACAGAUGCAGACCCCGGCUUGAUGGAAGUUGAACCAUGUGAAACGACAAUAUGUCAGUCUGCUGACGUCAAAACGCAUCCCUCAGAUGCUGAAAUGAGUGAAUUGAACAGCCCCAAAUCAUUGACAUCUGCCCUCCUUGGACAGGAUCAGUAA
Messenger RNA from Protopolystoma xenopodis, 423 nucleotides. Lineage: Eukaryota; Metazoa; Platyhelminthes; Monogenea; Polystomatidea; Polystomatidae. The record is from the annotation of a GenBank genome assembly.